Molecule: messenger RNA, 342 nt
Organism: Penicilliopsis zonata CBS 506.65
Lineage: Eukaryota; Fungi; Ascomycota; Eurotiomycetes; Eurotiales; Aspergillaceae
Exons: 1
Coding region: 1-342 (113 amino acids)
Source: RefSeq, a predicted model, not a curated record
AUGCCCUUCGAACCAUUCCAUCACUCCUGCCAGGACAUCACCAUCGAUCAGUCUGGCACCCUCCACUGCCGCGCAAUGAAACACGACGGAUGCCUCCAAGACGCCAGCCUCGAUCUGACACGGUAUAUAGGCAACACUAAUGGCUAUCUCGUGUGGAAGGGCCGCCACUUUAGCCGUAGCGCGGAGCGUCUGCGCUUCGACCAAGAGGAUCCGUAUAACAGGGCGGUGCUGAGUGCGACGCUCACGACGGAGGGAGGAGAUAAGCGGGACUCGGAGAUCAAUCUGGCGGAGAAUAUUGGUAAUAACAAUGGCCAGUUGUACUUUCGUGGGUGGAAUCGCUAG